UUUUUCGAAGUUUCUAUCAACGGCGUCGGCCACAUGUUCGCUCGUGAAACGAGAUUUUUCGCGAAUUACCAUUGAAAUAUGGUGUAAAGUGUUGUGAAAUUAUACAAAAGUGCUGAAUAAUCAAAACAGUGAUAUUGUACAAUUGAAUUGAACUGAAAUUUGUUAAUAGAUCGCAGACAAUCUCGAUAAAACAAAAUUUUCAAAUACGCAAAGAGUACAUUUUUUCGUCUCUCUUUACAACUCUAUUCUUUUGUCGUCGAAUUGUCAAAUUUCGACGUGAGUUGAGUUUGGUUCGUAUCAAUUCUUCGUGUCAAAUUUAUUAUUGUACGAAUUUGAUCGUGUGUGUAGAAUAGUCUCCACAAAGCAAAGGCCGCAAUAAAGGUUUGUGAAAAAGAGAAUAAGAUAAAACGUGUGUGCAAAGUGAGUUGUAUUUUGGACUGUGCGGUGCUCAACAAAUCGACGUUCUAAAUUGUAUUGAUUACUGUGUAUGAUUUUUCCUUGAAGAAUCACAGUGAGCAUUUACGAAAUGCUGUCAACUAGAUAAGGCUCACUAUAAAUUGCCAGCCGUACGAAUUCUUGUGACCGUCUUGAAGUGGCUAUUAGCAUCGCUGUAGAAUUCUUCUUUCACCGGAAUUUCAAAACAAGCAUAGAGUCGACGUCUUGAAAUUGAUUUGUUUGAACGUUUUUUGUCUUUUUGAUUGGGCAAGGAAGCAGCAAAGAGUUUCCAUAACGUCAAAGCAAUUUCUGGAGUAAGUAACGUAACUGACGUUACCAAUACUCCGGAGGCACACGAUAAACGCACUUGAAGCUAACAUGUCAGCAGGUAAAGAAGAAAUUUCAAAAACGAGCGCCACCACCACCGGCCCAACGGUGGCGGCUCCCACUGGCCAGCCGACAGCACCAGCAACAACGUCUUAUGCUAAUGUGUUGCAAAAUUUGGAAACUAAAAAAGGUGCCAUUGAUAAAAGUGGAUCGGGGGAUGUCGCAGUUGUUGAUUCUGACAAUAAAGAAAACCAACCUAAUCUAAAAUCAAUUAAGUCAUGGAGUGAGGAGGCUGCUGCCGCUGAAGCAGCCGGCGAAAGCUUAGCCACUACUACUGUUGAAACUAAUGCAAGCUUGGCCGGCGAAAAGCGUGCUGCCAAUACGGACGCAGGUGCAGAAAACUCUUCGGAAAUAGACGAUAAUAAUGAUUUUGUGCCGGUGGUUUCACAUCAUCGACGUGAUCGUAAAAAACCACGUAAGGAAAAACCAACCGGACGUGAACGACAAGGUGGAAAUAAUAACAAUGGAAAUGAAAAGCUUCCCGGCGGAGGAAAUGGUGUUCGAGCUGGUGGUGGCAAUGGUGGUGGUGGUGAUGGUGGAAAAAGCAAACGUAUAACGGGUGCUGUUGAAAAGGAAGGCGAUAAAAAGUAUACGUCGCGUGCACGUCAACGCGGCGGUAGCCCUCGUAAAGGUGGACCUACUGGCGGAGCACCCAAGUCGCCAAAGGACCGGAAAGAUACUUCGCCCAGUGCUAGCGUAGAGAAUACAAGCAGUGGAAAUGAAGCAAAAAGUAGUGAUGCCGAAUCGCCAGCAGCUAGCGGUAAUGGUGCUGCAGCAGCUCCACCAUCUCAGCCGAAGAAAUACGUGGCUGCACCUCCACCGAAGGUCAACGCCUGGAAGAUAUCCAAACAAUCAUCCAGCAACAAAACAACCACAACAGGUUCGACGCCUUUAGAAAAACGUGUUUUACAACCUAAAAAGCCGAUUGCACAGCAGCAAUCACAGGAACCGAAAGUAGCCGACAAUAAUCCAGAUAGUGCUCAGGCGCAUACUAAUCGAAUUGGUGAUAGCAAUCAAAAUAACAUUGAAAGCAGCGAAAUCAGCACCACCAAAGUCGCAGCUCAAGACGAAGUUAUAACAACAACAGCAGCAGCAGCGCCAAUUUCUACACCAGCUCCAGCUCCAGCAACAGCAGCAGCAGCACCGACAAAUACUGCUAAGCACCAACCAGACACAUCACCCGCUCCGGUUGUAAAUAAGGGAAAGAGAGCCAAUGAAAAGACCAGCGAUUUCAGCAACGUUGGUGAUUGGCCUAUGUUAAUUGGUGGUAAACCCACAAAUAACGAAUCGAAACGCUUAACGAAGCAUAAACAGCGUUCAGUGAACGCAAACAGUAAAGAGGAAAACACAACACCAACAGCAGCACCCCCAACAUCAGCUCCCGGUAACGCUGAUCAAGCAGCUCCAACAGGCAGUGCUACCACAGGUGAUAAACCAUCAACAAGUCAAGCGCAAAAUGAGCCUAGCAAAUCUGGCAGUGGUGAAGGCAAUAGUGGAUCUUCGGCCACAAAUGCCACAGCCGGCAACUCAAGCUCAGGAUCAAAUGGCAUCAAUAAGAAGAUUCCCAAGCACAAGUGGCGUCCUCUCCAAAUCGACCUUGCAAAAUCAAGUCGCCCGAAACCGAUUGGACGUCCCACUAGACGUUUGCCAAACUCUGCGUCUCGCUAUCACCAGCAGUCACAACAGUACCACAAUCAAGAGCAACGCUCAAACGGUGGUGACCACUACAACGGCGGAACAGCAACAGAGCAACAACGCAGUGAUUGGCGUCAACAUGCAGCACCAAGCGCCGGCGGUGAAACGUCCCGUGGCGGUGAACGCCCAACGCGGCCCUAUUCCCGCCCUACUGAGCGCAUUGAUUCCUGGCGUAGCGGCAGCGGCACCGAGCGCAGUAUUGCCAUCGGUGGCGGCAGCGUCACCGAACGAGACUACGAGCGGCCAGUCCGCACGCAACGGCGCUUCCGGACGUCCUAUCGUGGCGGGCGGCAAGGUCGGGGUGGAUUCGCAAGACCGGGACCAGGUCGUGCGUCAAAUCGCAUACCACGCCAUCUGUUAGCCAGUGGCGAAUACGCAAGUUAUUUGCCGGCGGACGCAGCCGGUGUCGAACAGUCCUCGUUUGUGCUCAUGGGCACGCACUACUACGGUCCAGUGCCGGCGACCUAUAUCGAAAUGGAUGCACAAACGGUCAAGGAAGCGAUCAAGAAACAAGUUGAAUACUAUUUCAGUGAAGAGAAUUUAACUGGCGAUUUCUUUCUGCGUCGCAAAAUGGACCCAGAAGGUUGUAUUCCAGUCACAUUGAUUGCUUCUUUUCAUCGCGUCUUAGCCUUGACUACUGAUGUGGCGUUAAUCAUUAACGCCAUCAAGGAGUCCGAGAAGCUGGAGUUUCUCGAGGGCUACAAAGUACGCACAAAUACCAAUCCCACAAAAUGGCCCAUUCGUGAUGUGAUCGAGACUACAUUUAAUCCAGUCGCUCAAGUGGCUGUUUCAAAUGCAGCCGUUAACACAGCGAAUGGUCAGACACCAGAGAGUGUAAACAAUGAUAUACAAACAACUACGCAGCAAGAAAGUCAACCAAAUACUGUCAGUACUGCCACCGAGCAAGCUGUUGCUCCUGUUCCCAUAAGCAACAGCUUCGGCGGCAAUGGUGGUAACACCGCGGAGGCUCAACAAGUUGCUGAUGACAAUAAAGCUAGUCCCAUAGGGGCUGCCACAACCAUACCCACGACCAACGUGGAUGCAGCAUUCGCAAGCGAAGUGCUUUUACAGCCAAUACUUACCUCAGCUAUGGCAACUAAACCUCUGACUAGCAUCCCGCCACCGCCUGUGCCACGAAACUCGCAAAAUUUGGUCUCCUCGCUGCUACUGCAGCAAGUGAAGCAAAUGCCUACGCCCACUGUGAAUGCGGAGAACGCGAUAAGCGCGCUCACACAGAAAGUGGCCGAAGUGGAAAGUGGUGGCGGGGCUGUGGCUCAGCUGGCGGACCAUUUGAGUGGUCUGGCUGAAAGUGUGAAGAUGCCGACUGUGACAUCGACGCCUCAGAAACUACAAAAAGGUGGCAAGCACAAUAAUGAGCAAGGUAAUGCAAAAGGCACUGGCGGUAGCAACAACAAAGUAGGCAUUGGUGGAAACACGGCAGAGGCUGAUGGUGAGGCACCGUCCGAUGCCGCUGAGGGCAUGUGGAAAGAGGUAAAGAGACGCUCAAAAUCAAAUGCUUUAAAAGAUACUAAAUCUUCCAAUCAACAACACUCCCAAACGCCCUCAACACAACAAAAACAACUCAUUAAAAACGCCACUACAAAUGCUACCUCUGCAACUAAUUCAUCGACCACAACAAACAACAAUAACUUAAACAAAAUUGAUACAAAAAUGAACACGGCCACAACACCAUUGAUUACAUCGAACGCCUCCGUCACCAAUGCAACUCACACCACCAACACAACGAACGCCACAUCAUCCACCACUAUCAUCAAUAACAACAAAACAGCUCCUCAGCCAUCCACUCAGUCAGCAGUCGCACACGCUUCAGCUACAUCAGCAGCAACAGUUGGUCUCACAACAAACGCAAUUGAAAAGGAAGAACUAGACUUUCAAUUUGACGAAGAGCUUAUGGAUCCCAUCCCAGCCUCUGGACGUAUAAAUAAUUUCACCGAAAAUUUUUCCGACGAUGACGAAUCCGACUAUGAAUUUGCUGACCGCGACAUCAAUAAACUGCUGAUUGUGGCGCAAGUGCAGCGGGCACCCAAACACGAAGGCUACGAUCGCACAGCUGACUACAUUUCACGUACAAAAAUCACACAAGACCUCGAGAAUGUGAUAAACGAUGGUUUGGCCAAUUACGAGGAAGAUCUGUGGACCACAUCGAAUACGGGCACGGCUUAUCGCACGGUGAAUAUUAUAUCACAAGAAGAUUUUGAGAAGUUGGGUGGCGGCGGAGCCGGUGGACGUAUGCAACGCAACUAUGUACAACAAGCACCGCCACCACCACCACCUGCUUACGAAGAUGUGGAUACCACAUUAAAUAGUACGCUCAAUUCGACAUUGAAGUCGCGUCGUGCUCGCUUCUAUGCUGCGCCCAGCUCACAUUCGAUCGAUCCACGUACGCCACGCAAGCGCAAGACCCGCCAUUCGUCCAAUCCACCUGUAGAGGCGCACGUCGGUUGGCUGCUCGACUCUGUUGAACACCGACCGCGCACCACGUCAAUGGGCUCCUCGACAGGCACUUCACCAACGACUUCGUCAUAUGGUUCCUCCGUGCCACAAUCGCUACCUGUCUUCCAGCAUCCUUCGCACUCGCUGCUCAAAGAGAAUAACUUCACGCAACAAGCCUAUCACAAAUAUCAUUCGCGUUGUCUGAAGGAGAGGCGCCGUGCAGGCUAUGGUCAAUCACAGGAGAUGAAUACUUUGUAUCGUUUCUGGUCAUUCUUCCUGCGCGAAAACUUCAACAAGACAAUGUACAAUGAAUUCCGUACGUUGGCGUUAGAAGAUGCUUCCAAUGGCUUCCGCUAUGGAUUGGAGUGUCUAUUCCGUUUCUAUUCGUACGGUUUGGAAAAGAAAUUCAGGCCAAAUGUGUAUGAGGAUUUCCAGGACGAGACGAUUGCUGACUAUAAAAUCGGUCAACUCUAUGGUGUUGAGAAAUUCUGGGCUUUCCUCAAAUACUACAAAAACGCUGAUAAACUGACGGUGAAACCGGAAUUGGCUGAAUAUCUGAAAAAAUUCAAAACUAUAGAAGAUUUCCGCGUCGUCGAACCGGAGAUCAAUGAAAUGUUGCAAGGUGUUGGCAGUCUGAAUCGUGGCCGCAACUUGAAUCGGUUGCGCAGCGUUUCCGAAAGCGAUGGCACGGCGGUAGUUGGCGCGGGCGGUCGCAGGCCUAACACUACAAUCAGCAACCGCAGUGAUUACGUGGGCAAUCGUCCGCAAUACCAACAACACCCACAACAGCAACACCAGCAACAGCAACACAACAAUCAUCAGCCAGGCAACUAUGCCAAUUUCAGCAGCAAUAGACGCCGCACCGGCUCCUUUGGUAGCGGCAAUGUGCGUGUACGUAGCGGUUCAUUGGGCAAUAAACCACAAGUGGUGUCGCGCAACAACAAUUAUCAUCAUCACUACGGCAGCUCGCCACAUGAAAUGCGUCGUGGCGGCAGCAACUCAGGCCUUGCACCGCACAAACAGCAGCAAAAUCGCCAGCAGCAGCAUCAACAACAGCAACCACAACAAAAGUCUAAACAACAAGUACAAAAUAAAGAUUCCAAUAAUAUGCCCAGUGCAACAGCUAACGCUGCGGGGGCAACUGCAGUGACAGCAGUUAAAAAAGAACAUCAACAGCAAAAUUAUGGGGCGACAGCAAAACCAAACAAAUCAAUAGUCAGCAGUAAUGUAACACCAAAAGUCACCUCCACAGCGGCGGAAGUGACCUCAACAGCAGCGGAUAAAUAAUUGUUUAUUUUCAUGAUCUUUUUUUUUUAAUACAAAAGCUUAUUUAAUAUUGUUCGUUUAUAUCUUAUCUUAUCUUUAUUUUGCAUAACGUAUGUAUUUUCUUGUAAUUUUUGAGUAUUUUCAUGACUACAAACUGGCGCAAAUUUAGCAGCACUCUAAGCGCUGACAAAAAUUUGCAUAUAUAUAAAAUACUGUAAUUACACAAAGAAAGAGAAAUAAGUGAAAAUGAUGAAAGGAGUGCAGUUGACAUAAGUUCGGUUGAACGACAAGUGCAAAUUAUACGAACUAUAAAAUCAAAACGAAGUAGACGCGAAUAAAUUGGCUUUGAUCUCUGGCUUUCUUAAUAAACAAAUACAAUCAAAGUCACUUAUUGCAGCGCAGUGCAGACGAAAAAAGUCCUACUGAUUGUUGUACACACAAAAAUAUAUACAUACAUACAGGCAAUUGCUUUACGAACCAAGUUAUGAAAAUGCUCAAAAUUCUGCUAUAAUUUAUUUCACAUGCUGCAUACACAGAUAUUGUCAUGCAUGUUACGGUUAAUUGUAAACUUAUUUUCAUAGACUUUCAAAGCGUUGAAUUUACAACUAUACACACAUAUACAUACCUAUAUACAUAUAUUUAAAUACAAACAAAACUGAACACAUAACGUUAAAGAAAUAUAUUUGCUAAAGUGACUUUCUGUAUAAAACGAUAAAAAACAGAAAAACGUAAAAUGCGUUCAUACUUUGAAAGGCAUUCACAGGAAGGAAGGCAGGAAGGAAGUACGGUUGGAAUUUGCCUGCUUCCUGGCAAGGAAUUACAAAAAUGGUAUAGGUUUGAGCGUCAGCUGCGCAGAGAUUUUUCAGAUCACAACGAAAAUGAAGAAGAAGAAAAUAAGUUGCAUUUAUGUGGUAUAACAAGUGAAUCUGCUGUAUAGCGCCAAUGGGAAAUGGAUCGACUCCAAGCAAUAAUGGUCAGUUGAUGAUGAAUAUGCUUGGGCGCUCUUGAAAUCGGAAUUGCAAGUAAUUUACUUUGAAUAUAAACGAGAAUAUCAAUCAACUCUAUUUAAUAUUUAGCCAAUGCAUUAGUGCUAAUGUUGAACUGGACUACAACUUUUGGGUAAACAAAUUUUUUAAGUGAAAUAUUAAAAGUUAGGAGAAACCAAGACACGGUGUGGCAACCUGUGCCAAACUAGUUAGUUGCCAUUAAAAAGUAGGAAAAAAUUAAAGCAAAAUGCCGCAAAGCAUAAAUCGCAGGCAUUGCUGCACAAUUAUCAUAUAUUUUCCAUGUAUUUGCAUAUAGAGAAAAUGAUUUUAUUUUAGUGGAAACGAAAAACGUUUGGAAAGAGAUCGCUUACAUAUGAAGUAGCAGAGAAUUAGAAAAAAAAUGAAGAAGGGCCACUAGUACAGUUACGAAAUGACAAAAAAGAAGACAUACCAAUUACCACUAACACGGGACACAGCAACUAAGUGUUGCCGUUAUUGUGAGAACUAAACUUUUAUGCUAAGAUUUAUGCAAAAAAAAAAUAACUAACUAAGAAAUGCAAUUGUGCAAAAAUGUGAAAUGAAGUGAAAAGAAAAAAAAAAAAUUAUGCAAUAUUUGAUAUUAGCAAAGGCACACACGAAUACAUGCAAAUCUAUGCCAUUAAAAUUUAUAUAUUUGUAUUAUAAGUUUGUUAAGAAACAACAAUAAAAGCGAUGGACAGCAGUAUAAACGAGACAUGUGUGUGCUAAAGCAUACCGUUAAAGCAGCCCCUACAACUAACUACAUACAUUUAUGCUUAUAUGUAAAGAGUUAGUAUAUACAAAUAUAAGAAUACAUACAUACAUCUUAGUGGUCUUUAAAUGAGAAAACAAAGCAACAAUAACGCAGAGUUAAUAUCUGAUAACACACACAUAUAUACAUACAUAAAAUUAUAUAAAUAUAUAAAUAUGAAUAUGAAUGCAAAGUUAAACUUUAUGAGCGCUAAAACGCAAAAAUUCUUGUAUGCAUGCAGGUGCACAUUUUAUUAAGUCAUAAAAAUAACUACAUAUAAAAAAUAUGACAGUUAUAGAGUCAUAAGCAUUUACAACAAAUUCCGAACUUUAUAAGCCACACGCUAACCGCUGCUUUGCUUCUACGGCUGCUGUGAUGAGAGAUAACAACAAAGUGAAGCAAAAGCAAGCAAACAGCAGAGAAAUAGGUGCGUUCGGUUAAUAUGCACAUACACACACACACACACAUACCUGCACGCAACUAGCAAAGUUAAACGGAUAACGGGUAGCAUAUAAAAAAAAGGACGGAAAAUAUUUCCUAAGCGUUAAAUACAGUGAAAUAAUGCCAACAAAAGCUAUUCUUCAAUAAAGAUGCAUUAUGUGUUUAAGAGCAAUGAAAAAAAAAGAAACACUAGUGAAAUAUUUCGUGAAAACACUAAUGCCAGUACUCCUCAAGCAAACAAACAAAACAAAAAAAAAAAAAACAAAAAAUCGUUCAAGUGUAUGUUUAGAAACUUUUUUCUCUCACAAACACAUCCAAACGAAAGUUCCAUUCAAGUGAAAAAUGAUUUCUACCCACAGCAUGCCUACCUAUACACAUAUACACAUACACACAGUUACAUACAUGCACACACACUGCCGUCUACUCCACAGUGUACAGCCCUGUUAAUGCUUCAUUUCGAAUGCAUGCAAAAUGGCGCUCGUGAGAGCGCGCGUCAUUUUAAGCAAUAAUUCCCCAUAUGCACUGUGCGAGUAAUUGUUGCUGAAGUUUCAUAGAGAAUCCGUACAUUAUUGCAAUUAUUCAAACUACUACUUUACUUAUACCGCUCCUUCCUCUCUUAUUGGUUGUUGAAACACAACAAACACUUUUGUGCGUUUGAUUUUCUCAAUUUUUUGAAUUGACAUCAUAGUUUUUUUAUUUUUUAUUAAUUAGUUUUGUAAGCGAUUUCAAUCUUUGUGUGUUAGAUUAAUGAUAAGUUUUCAUUUGGUUUUGAUUUAAAUUUGAAUUAACAAAAAACAAAAAAAAAACAAAAAAAAAUUAUAAGAACUAGAAGCAAAAACAAAAAAAAAAUAUAUAUAUAAAUAAAACAAAAAACUGAUUUUAUUCUCUAAAAUCAAAUAAAAAGUUCUGAAUUUGGUAAUAUUGCAUACGAAGCAACAAUUUUGAAUCAAGCUGUUAAAAGUAGUAAAGGAAAAUUAUAUGUAUAUGAAAAUGCGAAUAUGUAGUUUACACUAAUUAACGCCUAAUUAAUCAAGUAAAAAUAAAAAUAUACAUUUUUUUAUAUAAGUUGUAAGUGAAACAAGGAAGAGAAACAUGAAGAAGAAAAAUGGAAGCAACAAAUUACAAAAAUACUUAUGUAGACUUUUUACCAAAAGCAAACAACUAAUAGCUAAACUAAAAGUUGGCAGCAAACAAGUGACAGAAUGUAUAAUUUUGAGCAAUCUAUUUUCGUUACAAAACAAAAAACAAAAAUCAAAA
Messenger RNA from Anastrepha ludens (Mexican fruit fly), 9690 nucleotides. It is a transcript of the gene larp, whose product is annotated as la-related protein 1. Gene Ontology annotation, molecular function: RNA cap binding. The record is from RefSeq and is a predicted model, not a curated record. Gene Ontology annotation, biological process: mRNA stabilization; positive regulation of translation. Gene Ontology annotation, cellular component: cytoplasmic stress granule; cytosol. Lineage: Eukaryota; Metazoa; Arthropoda; Insecta; Diptera; Tephritidae. Bases 814 to 6258 code for a protein of 1814 amino acids. The transcript has 8 exons.